This is a messenger RNA of Microbotryum saponariae, 1785 nucleotides long. NCBI's taxonomy places the organism in Eukaryota, Fungi, Basidiomycota, Microbotryomycetes, Microbotryales, Microbotryaceae. The record is from the annotation of a GenBank genome assembly.
AUGACCCGAAAAAGCAGACGCCAUACCUCGUCAACUCGCCAGAACAACCGCCGUGAGGCGGAUCUGUUCGCUGAAUUUCGUAGCCGCGAUCUCUCGCUAUGUCAAUACCUAUCGUGGUACUUCAGCCCAUCCACACGAUUGAAGGCAUUCAAACACACCGACCAAAGCUGUUCAACAGCAAAUGGUCCAGCCUUAAGCGUGUACUUGAUCUCAUUCUACGACUUGCACGCGAGGAUGGCGCAGAGUCAAGAAGCCGAAUCAAUGGCUGGAUCGCCGAGCAGGUGGGCAACACUUCGUACUUCUCGGAUUGAUUCUCCGGAUUCGAAAAAGCUACUGAAUACUUGCCUUAUCCGCGUGCAAGCCGACUCAAUCAUCAUUAAAGAGAUGAAGCGAACCAAGUCCGCCUUCGUCGGCUAGUGUCACGAAUGGGAGUUUCGCCACUCCAAGUUCGGCCUCUCAGCACCCACGUCAUCCGCGUGACUUCGGCCUUCCCGCGCUUCGGACCUCCUCUCCCCGCUUCGGCACCUGCACUGCCUUCUUCUCCUCCAACUAUACGCUCACAACCCUCUCGCCCCCGACUCUUACGUGAACAUCAACCAAGCUCUAUUACGUGGUCCUUGGCCUCAACACUAUUACGUGAUCCUCGUGCCUCGACUCCUCAAGCUCGCCACCUCGUCCCCGACUCCUCUGGUCUAGUUUCCCAGUUCCGUAGCUCACUUCUCUCUUUCCCUUCUGCAACUCGAAUCUCGUCAAAGGUCACAUCCUUGCACUCGUCCCUCGUCCUCGCCUCUUGUGAGAAGUCCCUAGAACACCUCUCAACUCGUCACUCGCCCUUGCCCUCGUCUCGAGCCCCUUCGUCCGGCUCACCUCUCCUAUCUUCGUCCUUCGUGAUAGCUAGCCAUGACUUGGCUCCCGAAGUCCUUGCAUCCGAUCACAUCGACGCACGGCUCGAUGCAAUCGCCGAAGACAACCCUUUUAUCAGCGGACGGAUUCGUAACUUGCUAUCACAAUGCGGAGACUCACCACCGGCUGAGCCAAUUAAUUGCGACAAGGACCCAACAGCGCCCACUGAUGUCGAGAUGGAAGAAGCCACCCCGGAGAAUGGUUCCGAUCCAGAGCAAGAGCAAGAGCCUGGUCACGAAAAAAGGCGUAUCGAGUUUGUGAGUGUUUCUGACCCUAGCUCGGCUGGGUAUCGCAGCGAACUGACACCAAAAAUCAACACGCUGGCCGCAGCUUUACCGCAGUGUCAUGGGUCAGAUCGCAUUCGCUUGCAACCGAAGGAACAACGCCAUGCAGCAUCGCAACGGUCUCAUGACUCUCGCAUGUGGAGCGAACGACCGAUUGACAAUGUUUCUGUACGAUUGCGGCUUGACGACAUCUCGCUGGGCGACUCUCCAGGCAGCUGCGAGCUUGACGAAGGCGAAUUCGACGAAACUGAAGGAGAUUGGCUCGAACAAGUACUUCCAUGUGACCGUUGACAACAUCGACGUCACACAUCACGUCAACGAUCAGCAAUUGGAUCGACGAACCGAGCUGCUUCAUGGAACUUUUGGUUACGCCCACAUUCAGAACGGAGAUAUUGCCGGCGCUUACAACCUUCGAGCCGACUCUGCACAUCAAGCGUCUUUACCACGAGUCAAUCUCCAGCAUCUCCUCCCAACUCCCCAAUCCGACUCGUCAUCUACAACCGGGAUAAAAGCUCAGAUAUAUCGAGCGCUUGCUCGACUGGUCCCUCAUCUUGGCCUCAGUCUUCUUGAUGCACACCACCCCCUGUCCUCGUCAUAG